AUGAAGGCCUCUCAAGUUCUCGCUGCCGGCGCUCUCGUCGCCCCUGCCCUGGCUCAGAACCGCACCGAGAUUGUCACCAUCACCGACACUGCUUAUACUACCUACUGUCCUGUGCCUACCACUAUUCCCAUUGGCAACAUGACUUAUACCGUCAGCAAGGCUACUACUCUUACCAUCACCAAUUGCCCUUGCACCUUGACCAAGACCGGCUGGUUCAAGCCCACGGCCACGCCUACGGCCCAACCCGUGUGCCCCGGCGGUGAGGAUUGCGGCCAUGGCGGCAACGACGGCGGUAACAAUGGCGGAGACCAUGGGUGCGAUGGGGAGGAUUGCGGCAGCAACGGCGGCAAUCCUGGGGGUAACGGCGGCAACGGCGGAGGCAGCGAGUGUAAUGGAAAGGACUGCGGUAACAAUGGCGGCAACGGUGGCAACCCUGGAGGCAACGGUGGUAAUAAUGGUAAUAACGGCGGCAACGAGUGCAAUGGAAAGGACUGCGGCAGCAACGGCGGUAACCCCGGAAGCAACGGCGGUAACCCGGGAAGCAACGGAGGCAACAACGGCGGCUCUGGCAACCCGACUCCGGCGCCCCAGGGCGGCUGUGACGAAAAGACCGGCGCUGGCUGCCCUGCUGACCAGACUCCAACCGGUGCCCAGCCCACCGGUACUUCUGUCGUAGUUGCCGGUGCCAACGUCAACGGCUUGAGCGCCGGAGCCAUGGUGGUUGCUGGGUUUGCCGCCAUGAUGCUGUGA
This is a messenger RNA of Metarhizium robertsii ARSEF 23, 750 nucleotides long. RefSeq lists its product as uncharacterized. Bases 1 to 750 code for a protein of 249 amino acids. Gene Ontology annotation, molecular function: structural constituent of cell wall. The transcript has 3 exons. Gene Ontology annotation, cellular component: fungal-type cell wall. NCBI's taxonomy places the organism in Eukaryota, Fungi, Ascomycota, Sordariomycetes, Hypocreales, Clavicipitaceae. Gene Ontology annotation, biological process: fungal-type cell wall organization. The record is from RefSeq and is a predicted model, not a curated record.